CGUCGGCCAUGUAGAUUGGUAUCGUCUUACUAGACGUUGGAUCGGCCUCACUCGUUCGAUUUACAAAACAAUCUGCGAUUUAUAAAACAAGUAAUGCAUCGGCUUUCAAUGUUUUCGGAUGACGAGCAUUCGUAUACGUUAAGGAUAACGGAUAAAGCGAAUCAAGACGGAUUGCAAGGGAAAUUUGAUAAGUGGAAUCCUUCAAUGCGAAAAUGGAAGUGGCCGUUUGUUCCCAUGAAUUCUUUCGACGUGUUGUUCGUGCAGUUGAAUAAAAGCCGUCGAUCAGUCUUUCAAAGCCUGUUGCCUCGCAAAGAUCGUGUGCAGAUCGUUGAAUUAGAACUGGAGGUGCGAUCGUAUGUGUUCAAGUGAUUAUGAACUGUCACAAGAAUGAUUCCACGUGCAAUGAAGACGUACCAGGUUCUUACAGGCUCUCCGUCAUAUCCGGGAACGAGAAGCAGUUAGAAAAUGGAUCAAUGGAUGUCGCAGCUGCGCCGGAACAAUGCGAGCGUGCCCAAUGGGGAAGCAAUAUGGAAUUCCUGAUGUCCUGCGUGGCGUUCUCCGUUGGUUUAGGCAACGUCUGGAGGUUUCCCAGUACAGCGUACGAAAACGGAGGCGGUGCGUUCCUCGUGCCGUACCUCGUGGUGCUCUUCAUCAUCGGCAAGCCUGUAUACUACUUGGAGAUGAUCCUAGGACAAUUUAGCAGCAGAUCCUGCGUGGAAAUUUGGUCUUUGUCGCCCGCCUUUAAAGGGAUUGGAUUCGGUAUAGCUGUAUCCGUUUUCUCGGUGGUCACCUACUAUUGUUCUUUGAUGGCCUUGACGAUGUACUACCUGUUGGCCAGCUUUCAACCGGUUCUUCCGUGGACUUUUUGCCACGAGGAAUGGGGCGACGAAUGUUUCGACAGCACGUCGGCUACCCACGAGACCACGUUUAACGUCAAUAAAAGUAGUUCGGCCGACCUGUAUUUCCGGAAGAUAGUUCUCAAUGAAGUAGGACUUCAAGAAGGACUUGGAGAACCAUCUUGGAAGUUGGUCCUUUGUCUUUUAGCCAGCUGGGUGUGCGUCUUCUUGGUACUCCGCAACGGCGUGAAAAGCAGCGGCAAAGCUGCCUACUUUCUCGCUUUGUUUCCAUAUGUGAUCAUGAUCACGCUGUUGGUGAGGGCGGUUACGCUCGACGGGGCUGUGGAUGGUAUAAUAUUCUUAUUCAAACCAACGUGGGAGAAAAUUCUUGAUCCUGCGGUUUGGUACGCCGCUGUCACUCAGUCCUUUUUCUCUCUGGGUGUCUGUUUCGGCGCUGUUACCAUGUAUUCCUCGUACAAUCGUUUCGACCAUAAUGUCACGAGGGACUGCACGGUAGUGACAACGAUGGAUCUAGGCACGAGUCUUAUCGCGGGAACAACGAUUUUUGGGAUUCUAGGGAAUCUCGCCCACGAGCUGGGCAAAACAGACGUGAGGAGCGUGGUACGCGGUGGCACGGGCCUCGCUUUCAUUUCCUAUCCGGAAGCGCUCGCUAAAUUCACCGUGGUUCCGCAACUGUUCGCUGUGCUCUUCUUUCUCAUGCUGUUUGUGUUAGGAAUCGGCACCACGGUUGCUUUUACCAACGUCAUUGUCAGUAUUAUCAAAGACAGGUUCCCCAGGUUUCAAAAUUGGAAAGUCGCCGCCGUUGUUACAGUCCUCGGCUUCUUGGUGGGAAUCGUUUAUUGCACGAGGGGAGGACAGGGUAUCUUGAACUUGGUGGACUAUUUCGGUGGGACGUUCAUCAUCGUGUUUCUCGCCUCUUUCGAAUUGGUUGCGGUUUCCUGGGUUUACGGUGUCGACAACCUUUUGGACGACGUGGAAUUCAUGGUAGGCACUCGACCGUCUUUUUACUGGAGAUUCUGCUGGAAUUUCGCCACUCCGUUAUCGCUCUUCACGAUUUUAAUUUAUUUCCUGCUCGAGCUGUCGCCCCUCAAGUACAACGGCGAAUAUUAUACGACUUCAGCUUACGCGGCUGGAUGGGUACUUUUGGGAUUGGGAGUGGUACAGUUUCCUCUGUGGGUCGUUAUUACCAGGAUUCAGAACAGAGACAAGCCUCCUCUGGACAUCCUCAAACCAAAUUCCGAAUGGGGUCCGAAGGAUCCGACAAAGUACAAAGAAUGGAAAGAGUUUAAGAACGCGAAGAGGAUAUCGCGGAUGAAUUCGAGUAAGAAAAGAUCAAGAAUUAUGAGAGCGUUGUUCGGUGAUUAAAGAUAACAAUAGUAUGCGGAUUUCGAUGGAUGCAACUGACAAGAUAUCCACCGAUUUUCGCGUGUUUCGUACUAGACUUCAUUUUUAAAUAAACAUGCUAAGCCUAAUUAUGUUAAACAGUCGUGUAUUGGGAGUGCGUAGAUUUACAUUUCGUUGUCGUAAUUUUUAUCGUCUGUUUCUGAAGUGAUCGUAAGUCUUUUGAUCCAAGAUAAGAUCUUCCGAUUUUCUAGAGUAUCAAACGUUCCACGAAAUUUACAAAUAAUUAGCUUUACCAACGAGAUAUCGAUCGACGAAGCACUUCGCCGUCGAUCAAAGGUGAUCAUUCUUUUUCGGAACAACUGGAGGACCUAGCUUUCAACGCCUGUCACUAAGCGUAUCUCCUUUUUAUUUUGGUUUUACACGGAACAAGAUGUAAACUAACUGAAGCCACCUGGGCUGCGUCCUCAGACUCCUCUCCCUUUUUCUUUCUUCCUUGAAAAGGAGCCAGCUCUUUUUACACUUGGUUCCCCUUGGCCCCCAUUUCAACGACGGCAUGAACGACGCAUUUAAAUUCUAUAAUGAAGUCACGAUUCGUUAACCCUUGAUCGAUAAGAAAAGCGAGCCUCGAUCUUCGUCGAAGAAUGGUACCUUCAAGAAUGGCAGUCGUCUGUUCUUCAUCAGUUGCGCUAUCAUCCACAACGGUAUUUGGGAGACGCUGAAGCAAAGUAGAACUCCACCGGCAAUGUGAGCUGACGUCGGAAAUUCUUUUCCACCGUAAGUCACCGGUGAUAGGGUUGCGACGGUAUAAAGGAAGAUUACUAUUAAAAUUAAUGGUGUCACGAAGAACCAACAGAUUCUCCAAUAGCUGCUCGUUUCUUUGUCCAUCAUGAACUCGAGAUCGUCUACGAAAUUCUCUAUGCCUGUCGACAACGUUUCAUUUGUAGGAAUCAGUUCUAACGUUUCAGAAGUGUUUUAAAGCGAAUACGAACCAUAUAACCACAUCACCGCUGUGAUUUCGAAGAAUGCCAGGAUAAAGACGACAAACGAAGUGCCAUAAUAAUCGACCAGCGUCAACAAGAAUUGGCCGCCCUGCGGGAAGCGGAACAU
Molecule: messenger RNA, 3308 nt
Organism: Nomia melanderi (Alkali bee)
Lineage: Eukaryota; Metazoa; Arthropoda; Insecta; Hymenoptera; Halictidae
Product: sodium-dependent nutrient amino acid transporter 1
Biological process (GO): sodium ion transmembrane transport; amino acid import across plasma membrane; nitrogen compound transport
Cellular component (GO): plasma membrane
Molecular function (GO): L-amino acid transmembrane transporter activity; amino acid:sodium symporter activity
Source: RefSeq, a predicted model, not a curated record